AAACUGUCCCACCCACGCCGCGUUGAAUUGUGGGAUUGAAUCCUAAACGACAACAAAACUAUCUUCGCUCGCAAAGAUAAAGGUUUGUUUUCCCGUAUUCAUGAGCAUUUCGUUACACCACCUCCCCAGAGAAGGAGAAAUGGAAAACGUGCAUCUGGCUGUGGAGGAGGAUGAUAUUUAUUCGGGUUACAACGACUAUAAUCCAACAUUUGAUUCCGAGGAGUUGGAGAAUGAUGUGGGCUUCCAGCAAGCAGUGAGGACCAGUCAUGGAAGAAGACCUCCGAUGACUGCCAGAUUUCCUGGCACUGCCAUUGGAGCUCGGCCUUUAGCGUCUUCCUUUGGAUCUCGUAUACCUAUGGCCUCUUCAAUGGGCCGACCCAUGACUGGAGCUGUGCAGGAUGGAGCAGCCCGACCAAUGACUGCUGUCAGAGCAGCAGGUUACACAUCCUCCCUGACCCGUGGCUCAAACUUUGACCCUCUGGGCCAGUCCAGAGGCCCCGCUCCUCCACUUGAAGCCAAGAAUGAGGACACGCCUGAGGAGAAGAUCAAGAUCCUGGAGAAGAAAGUUAAUGACCUGAUAGAAGAGAGCUGCAUGGCACAGAGCAUUGGAGCCUUACAACUGGCUCUUGAAAAAGCCAAAGAGGCAGGGAGGAAGGAGAGAGCCCUGGUGAGACAGAGGGAACAGUCUGGCAAUGCAGAACACAUCAAUUUAGACCUCACCUACUCUGUUUUGCUCAACCUUGCCAACCAGUAUGCUAACAAUGAAAUGUACCCAGAGGCCCUAAACAGCUACCAGGUCAUUGUGAAGAACAAGAUGUUCAGUAAUGCAGGCCGGCUGAAGGUUAAUAUGGCAAACAUCUAUGUCAAACAGAAGAACUACCCCAAAGCCAUCAAGUUCUACCGAAUGGCAUUAGAUCAGAUCUCCAACGCUCACAAGGAAAUGAGGAUCAAGAUCAUGCAGAAUAUCGGCGUGGUCUUUGUCCGUAUGGGCCAAUACUCCGAUGCCAUAACGUCUUUUGAGCACAUCAUGAGUGAGAGCCCCAACAUCAAGACGGGCUUCAACCUUAUUCUUUGCUACUAUGCCAUUGGCGAUAGGGAAAGGAUGAAGAAGGCCUUUCAGAAGCUCAUCUCUGUUCCUCUGGGAAUCGAUGAUGAAGACAAGUACAUCCCAUCUAAUGAUGACGCUAGCUCAAAUAUGGUCAUCGAGGCCAUUAAGAACGACAAACUUCACCAGAUGGAGAGAGAUCUAAAAGUCCUGGCUGAGAAGUUCAUCAUGACCUCAGCCAAGCUCAUCGCUCCGGCCAUUGAGACUUCUUUUGCUACUGGAUUUGACUGGUGUGUGGACAUGGUGAAGAGUUCUCAGUAUGUUGAGCUUGCCAACGAUCUAGAGAUAAACAAAGCCAUCACCUACCUUAGGCAGAAGGACUUCAACCAGAUUGAGGCGGUGGAAACUCUGAAGACAUUUGAGAAGAAGGACAGCAGAGUGAAGAGUGCUGCAGCCACCAACCUCUCUUUCCUCUACUUCCUGGAGAAGGACUAUGACCAGGCUGACCGAUAUGCUGACCUUGCCAUGAACGCUGAUCGCUACAACCCGGCAGCACUUAUCAACAAAGGCAACACGGUGUUUGUCAAGCAAGACUAUGAAAAGGCUGCAGAGUUCUACAAAGAAGCACUGAGGAAUGAUUCCUCCUGCACUGAGGCCCUCUACAACCUGGGUCUAACCUAUAAGAGACUGAAUCGUCUAGAAGAGGCUCUGGACUGCUUCCUGAAGCUCCAUGCUAUUCUGAGGAACAGUGCCCAAGUCAUGUACCAGCUGGCCAACAUCUAUGAGCUUCUGGAAGAUCCCCAACAGGCAAUCGAGUGGCUGAUGCAGGUCAUCAGCGUAACUCCCACUGACCCCCGGGCACUGGCCAAACUGGGAGAGCUGCAUGAUGGCGAGGGCGACAAGUCCCAGGCAUUCCAGUACUACUACGAGUCCUUCAGGUACUUCCCCUCCAACAUCGAUGUGAUUGAAUGGCUCGGGGCUUACUACAUUGAGACACAGUUCUGUGAGAAGGCCAUUCAGUACUUUGAAAGAGCCACACUCAUACAACCAACCCAGGUGAAGUGGCAACUAAUGGUGGCAAGCUGCUACAGAAGAAGUGGAAACUACCAGAAAGCUCUGGAAACGUAUAAAGACAUUCACCGCAAGUUUCCGGAAAAUGUGGAAUGCCUGCGUUUCUUGGUGAGGCUGUGCACAGACAUGGGAUUGAAGGAAGUCCAAGAAUAUGCCACCAAGCUGAAGAAGGUGGAGAAGAUGAAGGAGAUCAGAGAACAGAGGGUUAAGUCAGGGCGGGAGGGCAGUGCCAGGGGUCGGAGAGAAGGCAGAGAGGGCAGCGCCGGGAGUGCUGCAGGCGUCUCCACACCUGUCCUCACCUCUCCCAAGAAGGCCAGCAUUAUGGACAGUGGACACAGCAGCAACAGCACUAAAGGAGAGCGGCUGAGUGCCAAGAUGAGGUCACUUCCUGGUUCCAAUGAGCCCUACGAGGCCAGCAGCCCAAAAGAAAUAGAUGCGUCUUAUGUGGACCCACUUGGGCCUCAGAUGGAGAGACCAAAGACGGGAGCCAAGAGACGCGUGGAGGACGACGACUUUGCAGAUGAAGAGCUGGGAGAUGACCUGCUGCCAGAGUAGCUGCUUCUACCCUCUGUCUUCACUGCACUGUCGGGAACAUUUGCUCUCUUGUCACCUUUUGAAAGGCAAGAGCACAAAGUUUAACCACAAAACCAAAAUAUUUUAAACUCACCUCUUCAGCAACAAAAACACAAACGUUACAGGAUAAAGAUUUUAUUUUUCAUGGGCA
Messenger RNA from Micropterus dolomieu (smallmouth bass), 2840 nucleotides. It is a transcript of the gene ift88, whose product is annotated as intraflagellar transport 88 homolog. Gene Ontology annotation, biological process: non-motile cilium assembly; kidney development; intraciliary transport. The record is from RefSeq and is a predicted model, not a curated record. Gene Ontology annotation, molecular function: kinesin binding. Gene Ontology annotation, cellular component: ciliary base; non-motile cilium; ciliary basal body. The transcript is spliced from 26 exons. Lineage: Eukaryota; Metazoa; Chordata; Actinopteri; Centrarchiformes; Centrarchidae. Bases 101 to 2671 code for a protein of 856 amino acids.